Messenger RNA from Closterium sp. NIES-65, 4062 nucleotides. NCBI's taxonomy places the organism in Eukaryota, Viridiplantae, Streptophyta, Zygnematophyceae, Desmidiales, Closteriaceae. The record is from the annotation of a GenBank genome assembly.
AUGGACAAGGUCCUCGUUUCGGGGUUGAAGGAGCUGCGGAUUCGGAUGAUGACAAACAUCAAGGAACACGUCGCACGCAGACGGUCAGGCCAUGUCGGAGUUGGUGCCGAUGCCUGUGAAGACGACGCCGCGGAGCCCCCUUCGGCAUCCCAAGCAGUCGGUGUCGCCGACACAAGCGGAGAGGCCGGAGACGGCGUCGACAAGGCAGAUGAGGAGGCAGAGAGGGCUGUGGCGAGGACCGCGGAUCAGGAAAAGGAGGAGGAGGAGGAUGACACCGACGAUCAGGAUGAUAACGAGGAGGAUCGUGAGGAGCGUGAGCAGGGGCAUGGGCAGGAGGAGGAGGAGGAGGAGGAGGAGGAGGAGGAGGAGGAGGAGGAGGAGGAGGAGGAGGAGGACGAGGAGGAGGAGGAGGAGGAUGAUGAGGAGGAGGAGGAGGACAAGGAGGCGGCGGCGGCGGAGGCCGUGGAGCAGGGUUUCGGGUCGGUGGAGCAGGUGGCGGAGGGGGAGAAGCAGCAAGAGGGGGAGGAGGAGGUAGAGUUCCCCUGGGUCGAAUUCGAGAUGGAGGAUGUUGAGGGAGCGGCGGCGGCGGCGGUGGCCGUGGAGGGAGCGGCGGCGGCCGUGGAGGGAACGGGCGGGAUGUCGGCGGAUGUUGUGUACGUGCGAGGGGAGGGUGCCGAUGUGGAGAAUGUCGGCGUGGAGGAGGCGCACGUGGUCGGCAAUGUGGUUGGCGACGCGAAGGAGGAGGAUAACGUCGCGUCCCCGACGCCGACGGGCGUGGAGACCACCACAGGGAACGCAGGGGUGGAACGCCGGGGUGGAGCGGUAGAGGCGGGCCGUCAACCGGGUUUCUCAGCAGCUGGUCGGCAGGCAACGCCGGCCGUCGUCGCGCAGCUGCGACAGGAGAACAUGUGGCUGAGGGCUGAAAAUGCUCGUCUCGAGACGGCGCUCGGAGUGGAGAGGGGUCGGGUGGACAGGUUCGCGAUGGGGAUUGGCCACCUCGUGGACAAGCUCAGGUCGUUGGCCGACCAGGUCGCCGCCUCCGACCAGGACGCGUCGAGUCGGCUGAUGGACGCGUCCUUGACCAUGGCGACGACCGUGACGGAGAACAUCACUGCCAACAUGGGUGAAGCAUGGGAGGCGAUGAAGGCGUACGCCGAGAGGGCGGAGAGCUGGUUGGACGAUCUAGAGAAUCCGGAGGGGGUUAUGGCGGUGCAACGUGCGAACGCGGUCGUCGCCCUGGGCAACCACGUGGACGAAGCGAGGAAGGGAUUGGAGGAAUACAUAUCGAAGCACCUAGUCGCCGCGCAGACCAACAUCGCCGCCGCCGUAACUCAACGCGUCGCCGUCCCGCCGCCCACGCAGCCCGCCCCACCGCCAGCCUUCCCGGACGAGCUCAUGAAGUCUUUCAAGGCGGACGUGUUGAAGGCGGUGACUGAGGCCACCCAGCAGUCGUUUGCUGCGUCCGGGUUAAACCUCAUGACCCAGGUGAUCGGCCAUCUGGCGCCUGGUCGGCAUGGGUCGUCGCCGUCGGACAACGAGGCCAACAAGAAGGGUGCGAAAAGGGCGGGCGGCGGAGAUGAUGCGUUGAGCUCGAAGCGGAGCAAGGGAGCCGAUGGGAGCCGCGGCGUCGGCCAGGCGGCUCCAGGCGGCUCGCGGGGCAAGGGAGCCGAUGGGAGCGGAGGUACGAGCGUGGUCGACCAGCUGAAGAAGAACGGGGCCAAGGUGAUAAGGACGCACAGCAAGGGCGAUGGAAUCAGGAGUGCGGAGGGGGGCCCUGCCGACCAGGUUGCCGCUCAAGAGGCUGGACCAACAGCCCCGCCAUUGGUCGCCGAGAAGCCGGCCAGUCUAGCGACCGCACCAACGGCGAUAGAUGGCGGCGCCAAAACCGUCAAAGGACCGUCCGUCGGAGUGGCGGGGACCACGUCGAUCCCCCGCAAACCCCCUGCGGCUAGCAGCGCGCCGGUCGCCCCGUCAGCCGCCAACAACGAUGGGCCGUCCCUUGCGGCUACUCCAGCACCAGCAGGCACGUCUGCCGCCAAGGUUGACGCGGUGGAUGCUGCGGCUAACCGCGCUGGUCCGUCCGCCCCAAAGGCGAACGCGCUCAGGGAGAUGCUCAGCCGCAUGGAGACCCAUCGACAGGACGUGCAGCAGCCUCCCGUGGUCGGCACCGCGCCGGCCACAACAGCACGUCGCUCGGUCACUCCCCAGGUCGCCGCCACAACGUCCAGUGCCCCACCUACCGCGCCUAUCAUCGCCGCCCGUCCUCCUGUGGACCCAAAGUCCGCGUUGCUUCGCGCCCAGUUAGGCGUACGUACUGCGGCUGCGCCGGCACGGGCUCAGCCGGUAUCCAGCUCAUGCGCGACGCCGACGUCGGUGACCGUAGCUGCACACACACUCGGUGCGGCUACUAUCGAGGCGGUGGCGGAGAAGGGCGUGAGUGCAGCGCUAGCCACGGGCGGCAGAUCAGUUGACCCUGCACAGGCGGCGAAGGACCACAACGACGCCGAUAUCGCUGCCAUCCAGGACCUGUUGGAAGCGGUAAACCGCCCCAAGCAGCCCCCUGUGCUGGCCAUCUUGGACUCGGCGAGUCUCACCGGCUGUACAGCGGAGCCAAAGACGACCACUGCUGCGGUCGGCGCGGGAAAGUCGAAACGGAAGGGGACGGUCGACGCAGGGAAAGCGAGGCCGAGCUCGAAGAAGAAAACACGGGCGACGUCGGCGAUGGUGAAGUCGGUGCAGAAAGGACAGGGGAUGGCGACGGCGAUGGUGGAGAAGGAGACGAAGGAGGAGGAGAAGGAGGAGGAGGAGAAGAAGGAGAAGGAGAAGGAGAAGGAGAAGGAGAAGGAGAAGGAGAAGGAGACGGAGAAGGAGAAGGAGAAGGAGACGGAGGAGGAGAAGGAGGAGGAGGAGGAGGAGGAGGAGAAGGAGAAGGAGAAGGAGGAGGAGGAGAAGGUGGAGGAGGCGGAGGAGAAGAAGCUGGAGGAGGAGGAGGCGGCGACGGAGGAGGAGAAGGUGAAGGUGAAAGAACGGAAGGGUCAUGGCAUCCGCCACGACUCGACGGGCGACAAGCAAGGGUGGGUGGGCGAGAUCAAGGUGGUCGGGAACGAGAGCAGAUACAUCGGCAAGUCCCGCGACAAGAUGGAGCUGGCGUACCUUCACUCCAUUGUGUACCUCCUGUACGACGGUUUCGUCAGCAAGAUCCUCAUGGCCGAGCUCACCGGCCUGGAGGAAACAGUGAUGAAGCAGUGGAGGGCGGUGUGGAAGGAAGUCCGGUUCUUGCCGACUGGGAUGUGGACGGUGAUCUGGGCAAGGGGCGCGUUCCUCCCAAGGACACGGUUCGACGACAUCCUCGGGAAGUAUAGAGCGUACAAGACAUCAGGCGAUGCGCACCACGACGCGCUUUUGCCCGCGAUCUGGUUCCCCGUCGAUGCCGACGGGAAGUCGGAUGCAAUGAUGUCGGCCAUGCUUGAUCGCGUGUCCUUGUGCGCGGCGUAUGGGGAGGUCGCUGCAUCCGCGGCGAGAAUGGAGGGCGACACGGAUCAGAAGACGGCGAAGGUCGCACAGGCGCUGUCGGCCUCAGCUUGCGCACUGUGGUGCUUAGUCGAGGGCGACGGCGCCCAGGUGGCUGAUGCCGUCCGCGAAGGGAAGGCGGCGGCGAUGUUGGUCGGCGCCAGCGAGACUACCGCCGCCGAGUUCAAGAAGGUCAUGACGGCGGUGCUGGAGGCCGCGAUCAGCAGGCAGCAACCCCUUGGGGAGGUUGCGCACAACGUCGCACCGGCGCUGGAGUCCACCGCUCUGGCCAAAGCCUAUCCGGGGUUGGAUGUUGAAGCCGAGGCCAAACUGAUCGCACGAGCGACGGUGGAAACCCUCGCGUUCUGGGGAAUGUGCCCCGUGGAUGGGCCGAAACUCAGGAAGAUCGGCAUCGCGGUGCCGCUUGACGCGCAGAUGGAGUACGACAUCGAACACAGGGGGAGGAAGAGGCCGAGGGGCAAGCAGGGCAAGGACAGCUCGGGGAAGAAGGGGAAGAAGGGCAGAGCGGGCAAGGACAGCACGGCGGCGUAG